Perkinsus marinus ATCC 50983 is the source of this 264-nucleotide messenger RNA. RefSeq lists its product as hypothetical. NCBI's taxonomy places the organism in Eukaryota, Perkinsozoa, Perkinsida, Perkinsidae. The transcript has a single exon. The annotation marks the transcript as partial. The record is from RefSeq and is a predicted model, not a curated record.
GUAUGCUUUUGGUACCCGAGGACGCUGACGUCAUCAUCACAAUACUACUCGGAGCAUCAUAUCCCUCAGCAGCCACAGUCCAGCUCGCCACCAAGCCCUGCCUCUGCAGAGACCGCCGGCCCCAAGUCCAGCGGCGAGCCCAGAAUACUCGGCAUAGGCCUCAGUGAAUUCGCCAAGUUCGCCGUGCCCUCCGCAUCGUGGAACAACAAGAGAUUCGAUUUCGAGAUGGACUCGGGUCCAUUGGACCUUCCUGAAGCCAUCAAA